AUGUGUCGUCUCCUGGGCCGUAUGUGUCGUCUCCCGGGCCGUAUGUGUCGUCUCCUGGGCCGUAUGUGUCGUCUCCUGGGCCGUAUGUGUCGUCUCCCGGGCUGUAUGUGUCGUCUCCUGGGCCGUAUGUGUCGUCUCCUGGGCCGUAUGUGUCGUCUCCCAGGCUGUAUGUGUCGUCUCCUGGGCCGUAUGUGUCGUCUCCCAGGCUGUAUGUGUCGUCUCCUGGGCUGUAUGUGUCGUCUCCCAGGCUGUAUGUGUCGUCUCCUAGGCCGUAUGUGUCGUCUCCUGGGCCGUAUGUGUUGUCUCCUGGGCCGUAUGUGUCGUCUCCCGGGCCGUAUGUCUCCUAGGCCGUAUGUGUCGUCUCCUGGGCCGUAUAUGUCGUCUCCCGGGCCGUAUGUCUCCUAG
This is a messenger RNA of Pecten maximus, 405 nucleotides long. RefSeq lists its product as uncharacterized. The coding region runs from base 1 to 405 and encodes 134 amino acids. The transcript has a single exon. The record is from RefSeq and is a predicted model, not a curated record. NCBI's taxonomy places the organism in Eukaryota, Metazoa, Mollusca, Bivalvia, Pectinida, Pectinidae.